This is a messenger RNA of Parascedosporium putredinis, 426 nucleotides long. The record is from the annotation of a GenBank genome assembly. NCBI's taxonomy places the organism in Eukaryota, Fungi, Ascomycota, Sordariomycetes, Microascales, Microascaceae.
AUGUUGGACUACGCAUGCGGCAAUGGUCUCGCUUCCUGGGCACUGGGCUCGCCCGACAUGGCGAAUUUCGAUGCCGUGGUGACGUGUAUGGCGCUGCACCACUUCGAGCACCCGAGAGAGACUGCUGCGGCCGGGGGAGCUAUUGCCAUCACGGACUGGGCACCUACCAUGAAGGGCGGGGCGCUCGACGAAGCGGUCAAGGAGCAUGAGUCGAGGAAGGAGAAACACGCGGCGCACGGGACCAUCAAUAAAGAGUUUUUGUCGCCGGAGAAUGUAUUGGGCAUGUUUGAGGAGGCUGGAUGCGACAUGAGUACGGCCUACUACAUCGUCGUGGGUGAAAAGUCGCACAUCCCGGAGGAGAUCGCCAAAGUCCCCGGUGGCCUCCAUCCUACCAUGUUCCUAGCGCUAGCGAAACGGAAACUGUAA